Messenger RNA from Quercus lobata, 1284 nucleotides. RefSeq lists its product as uncharacterized. Bases 50 to 994 code for a protein of 314 amino acids. The transcript has 8 exons. The record is from RefSeq and is a predicted model, not a curated record. Gene Ontology annotation, cellular component: chloroplast; cytoplasm. Gene Ontology annotation, molecular function: phosphatase activity. NCBI's taxonomy places the organism in Eukaryota, Viridiplantae, Streptophyta, Magnoliopsida, Fagales, Fagaceae.
UCUUAUUUAAGAGUAGAUACAGAGACUGAGAAAAGAAGAAGAAGAAAGAAUGAUGGCAGCCAGAUGCUCUGUUCCGUCCAAAGAGGUUCAGCUCUUUCAGACCUUCACCGGCCUUCAACACCUCGCCGAAACGCGUCGUUUCAAGGCAUGGUUCUUAGAUCAAUUUGGAGUACUUCACGAUGGCAAAAAACCUUAUCCUGGUGCAAUUUUAACUUUAGAAAAGUUAGCAAUGACUGGAAGCAAGAUGGUGAUUAUAAGUAACUCCUCAAGACGUGCAUCAACCACUAUGGAAAAGAUGAAGAGCCUUGGUUUUGAUCCCUCUCUCUUUGUAGGAGCCAUUACCAGUGGAGAAUUAACACAUCAAUACUUGCAAAGGAGAGAUGAUUCUUGGUUUGCUUCUCUUGGAAGAUGUUGCAUCCAUAUGACAUGGAGUGACCGGGGUGCUAUAUCUCUUGAGGGCCUAGACUUACAAGUUGUAGAGGAUGUUGGAGAAGCUGAAUUUGUUUUGGUGCAUGGCACUGAAGCCAUGGGGACUCCUUCUGGUACUGCAAUUCCCACGAAACUUGAGGACCUUGAGAAAACAUUGGAGCAUUGUGCUGCUAAAAGAAUUCCAAUGGUGGUGGCUAAUCCCGAUUUUGUGACUGUUGAGGCGAGAGCUUUGCGUGUAAUGCCUGGUACACUGGCGGCCAAAUAUGAAAAGCUUGGUGGUGAAGUGAAAUGGAUGGGGAAGCCUGAUAAGAUAAUCUACGAAGCAGCUAUGGCCAUGGCUGAUGUGGAUGUUUCUGAUUCUAUUGCUGUGGGUGACUCUCUCCAUCAUGACAUCAAGGGUGCAAAUGCUGCUGGAAUCCAGUCAGCUUUUAUCACUGGUGGGAUCCAUGCAAACGAACUUGGACUUGUUGGUUUUGGAGAAGCUGCUGACUUAUCUUCUGUGCAAGCUCUUGCAUCCAAAUAUGAUGCAUAUCCUUCAUAUGUGUUACCUGCAUUUACAUGGUAGAAGCUGAUCUUGGGCAGACGGUUAUUGGAGAACUAGUAGUUUCUAGGUUACCCCUUGAUGAAUCUGUGGUUUGGGAUCCUCUCUUCGUCACUGCGGCAAGGUAAUUUUGCAGGUUCCUACUUCAUCAUUAGAGAAGAUGGUGCAAUCAUAAAAGCUGGGGCCUUAAAGACACGUGAAGAAAUUGUGACUGUGACUUAGGGAUUUUUGUUAUUUUUUGAGGAAAGGGAUUUUUUUGUUGUUGUUGAUAGACAUGAGUUAGGAUUCAAUUAUCUGUUGUUGUUGUCGUUGUU